This is a messenger RNA of Gilbertella persicaria, 766 nucleotides long. RefSeq lists its product as uncharacterized. The record is from RefSeq and is a predicted model, not a curated record. The transcript has 2 exons. Gene Ontology annotation, biological process: mRNA splicing, via spliceosome. Gene Ontology annotation, cellular component: U2-type spliceosomal complex. The coding region runs from base 14 to 355 and encodes 113 amino acids. Lineage: Eukaryota; Fungi; Mucoromycota; Mucoromycetes; Mucorales; Choanephoraceae.
ACUUUAGCACAUUAUGGGUUCAUCUGAUCUUAAUUUGAAAAAAUCUUGGCAUCCUGCCACCUUCAAAAACCAAGAGCGUGUAUGGAAAGAAGAACAAAAACGCAAAGAAGAAGAUCGUAAACUCGAACAGCUCAAAAAAGAGCUGACAGAAGAAAGACAACUUCAAGAAUUGCAACGUAUGCAAGAAGAAGCAGGCACCAAAAAGAGAUCGAAUAAGCUGGAUUGGAUGUAUGCUUCACCUAAUGCCAAUUUAAACAACUCUUCAAAUAACAGCAUGGAAGACUUCUUAUUGGGCAAGAAGAAUGUUGAUGAUCUACUUCGUGCUAAGCAAAGAGAACAAGUGGUAAGUGUGUGAUUGAACACUGUAUGUAUUCACUCUCUGUAGCAAGCUGCUACUGCUGCGGAAGAAAGUCGAUUUACUCUUUCAAAUGCCAAUGCUAACUCAGAACGUGAUAUUCAAGCUAAAAUUCGAGAAGAUCCUUUAUUAAUGAUCAAAAAACGAGAGCAAAUGGCGCUCAAAGCCAUUGUUGAAAAUCCUUUAAAACUAAAAGAACUCAAAAAAAGAGAGAAAAAAGACAAGAAAAAGAAGAGCUCGGAACACAAAUAUCACAGUAGUCGACGAGAACAUAGUCAUGACCGCAGUAGUAAAAGAAAAAGAGAUGAUAGUAGAGAACACUCAAGCCGACACAGAAGACGAAGAAGUGCUUCUCCACGUCGUAGAUAACUAAUAAUAAACAAAUUUAUUUACAAAAACAAAGAUUUUACA